AUGUACGCCGCUCAGAAUAUAACGCCAACAGUUUUGGAUGCCAUGAAUGGAAAUGUUUCCGAAUGGUAUAACGAAUGCGACAAUGCCAUUAGAAGGUCAGAAAUAGUUCCUGGAACUUACGAAUAUACAACUGCUGUUUCUUAUGGAAACGUAGGUGAGUUUGGAGAAGGUUCUUCAACAACAGUAGAUAUUGCUUGCGACAGGUUUCAUAUAAUUUCUAUUGACAACUCUUUCUUAUACGUGGAACAAGACAUUGAAAUAAAACCUUCUGCCAAGUUGUCUGACAAGAAAGGUUGCAAUGGAAUUUUCUAUGUCGGAUACCAAUAUGCUCCAGAAGUUUUCAUGGGAUAUAAGAUAUAUUCUAACUCUGACUUAGUUCAAACAGUAACAUGGGCAAACUAUGAAUGGUUCGCUUUGAGAAACUCAGUACAACCACAAGCUAGAGAACAAACAGACCAGUAUGCCACCAUUGAGAAAAUAAGAAGACUUGACCCUAACGUUCCAGGAGUUUAUGUUGACCUUUCUGGACAAACUGCAGCAGCAGUAACCAAAGUAAAACUGAAACUUAGAGUUCCUUUGUCAUCUUUCCUCAUCUUCAGG
Trichomonas vaginalis G3 is the source of this 600-nucleotide messenger RNA. RefSeq lists its product as uncharacterized. The transcript has a single exon. The annotation marks the transcript as partial. The record is from RefSeq and is a predicted model, not a curated record. Lineage: Eukaryota; Parabasalia; Trichomonadida; Trichomonadidae.